This is a messenger RNA of Archocentrus centrarchus (flier cichlid), 2585 nucleotides long. It is a transcript of the gene klhdc8a, whose product is annotated as kelch domain containing 8A. Bases 363 to 1427 code for a protein of 354 amino acids. The record is from RefSeq and is a predicted model, not a curated record. Lineage: Eukaryota; Metazoa; Chordata; Actinopteri; Cichliformes; Cichlidae. Gene Ontology annotation, molecular function: protein binding. The transcript is spliced from 9 exons.
UCUCGGUACCAGAGGGAGGAGAGGAGGGACAAACGGAGGCGACACACGCCGAGAAAAGGGGCGACGGAAACGGGAAAAGUAAGGCUGAGAUUAUCCAGAGCUUCCUCCGUGGGAUUCCAAACUGAAGGGCCCAAUGUGAGGUGGCAGACCAUCCAGAGAGGAGGAAACUUCAGUCUGGGCUUGAACUGAUCUCACACUCUCACUGUUUACCUUUGCUUCAACUGUGUAACCUCUCUCCAGCUCUCCCACACCUUCAUCUUCUAAGCUUUCCCUGAAUAAUCCCACCCCCAACACUUCUGUGGAUCUGGGACUCCGCCUACCUGGUCCCCUCUCCCCAGAGUCUACAACAGGGUGCCGAGGUGAUGGCAGUACCCAGUGCCCAAGAGUUUCAUUGGCAGAGCCUGGCUCGACUGUCCAGUGGCCGUGUCUAUCACACUCUCUCUGAGGUGGGUGGGCAGAUGUACAUGCUGGGUGGAUGCGAUGCUGCAGGAAGGCCUUGUCCGGGCCUGGAGGUCUACUCCCCUGAGGGGGAUCGGUGGAUAAGCUUGUCCCCUAUGCCCACUCCUCGUGCUGGGGCUGCUGUGGUAGUUCUUGGAAAGCAGAUCCUGGUGGUGGGAGGGGUGGGAGAGGACCAGACCCCUCUGAAGGUGGUGGAGAUGUAUAAUACAGAGGAAGGGAGGUGGAGGAAGAGGAGUGCUCUGCGGGAGGCACUGAUGGGUGUAUCCAUCACAGUGAAAGAUGGUCGGGCUCUUGCUGUAGGGGGAAUGGGUGCAGACCUGCUUCCCCGUAGCAUCCUGCAGCAGUACGACCUUCGAAAAGACGUAUGGGCCCUACUUCCUCCCAUGCCAACCCCACGCUACGAUGCUAACACACAUCUGCUGGGCAACAAGCUCUAUGUGGCAGGUGGUCGUCAGUGUAAGCGACCGUUGAAGGCCUUUGAGGUGUAUGACACAGAGACGCGCUCUUGGACUACGCUUCCCAUGAUGCCAUGUAAACGUUCCUAUGGGGGUGUGAUAUGGGACUCAGCGGGUAGGCUGUGCCUGUUAGGAGGACUGCGGCAGGGUGGGGGACACCAAAGCUCCAAGUUCACCAAGAACGUCAAUAUUUUUGACACUAACCAAGGUGCCUGGCUGAAGUCAGAGGAGACGGUGGCAAUGAAAACAAAGAGAGCUGACUUUGCUGCUGCCUUCCUGCGUGGACGGAUGGUGGUCGCAGGAGGACUCGGUCAUGAGCCUUCAGCUCUGGACACUGUGGAGGCCUUUCAUCCUCAGAAGAAAAAGUGGGAAAGAUUGGCUCCAAUGACCUUUCCCAGAUGUUCUUCUUCCUCUAUUGUCAUCAGAGAUCGCCUCCUGGUGGUAGGAGGAGUCAACCAGGUUCCCAGCUCGGCACACGAGAUCCUCUACAUUAAAGAAGAAGAGUAUCUGUAGCCGGUAGUGACUGACACCCAGAUGAAUGCAGCUGAUCAGUGAUUCCACUUCCUCCUUUCUGAACCAGACUGUAGUGCAGUAUUUAGGAAGCAUCACAAACACUGAGAAAUGAGUGAAAGUCCGGCUGCCUCCUGUAAUGUAUCAGAUAACACUGCCCCCUGCUGGACUUAACUGGCACUGAGCCCCACAUGUUAGCACACAUACUGUAUGCACAAUGGAGGAGCUGGCUCUUUCUUUAUACCGAGUUGAUUCUUGACACUUUUAUGUAUGCAACACUUCUGCAUUGUACGUUGUAGUGCAUACUUGAGGAAGGAACUAUUUUGUAGCCAUCAUGUUGAUUACUGUGGACAGGAGAAAUGUGGGAGACUUAUUUAUAUUGCAUAUAUAGUGAUUUCAUAUCUGCGUUUGUUUCGUUUGUGUGCAGCUUACCAACAAUUGAGCAACGGCAGAUUUUAAUUUAGGUAAAUGACAUGACUGCAAUCUUUGUCUCUGAUUUAAUCUGAUCUAGAAACAGUUCAAUGUUGGGUUAAUAAAGUAUACUGUAACAACAUUUGCACUGAAUCAAUCAACACUGAGUGGGAGCUUUGCCUUCAAUUAUUUCUAGUGUAAUGUGUUGUAGUAAUUACACUUAGAAUGCUGUAAUGAAACUCCUCUAUGCUGUAAUAGUGCACAUUUGUGACAUGCUGUAAUUCACUGCAUCCACGACUUGUAUUAAAUGACUGUAUCUUUGUGGUUUAACUAAUUAUUGAAUUGCUGUUAUAAGCAAAGGGAGGAAUCCUGUUGGACUUCCAGGUUGAUUGUAGACGUUCUAUUCCUGCAGCAAUACAGUUUCUGUUUCUCUGCGUUUUAUUUCAUGUAACAUGUGCUGUGCAGUAAUAUUGUAGUCAUUUCACUCAGGUUGUGAUGUUAUAGACUGAUUUUUUUGUGAUGACAUUUGUUUGCCUGUUCUUGUAGCUAACGACAAACUCUCACCUCUUUUGCUUGGCUUAUGUGACGGAUGAAUAAUCUGUGGACUUUUUAUUCAUUGUGAUGACAGUUCAACCUUUGUAAAAUGUUUUUUCAGUCUCCAACAUGAUCAUGAUCAGUUCUUGUUCCAACACCCAAUCAUGUCACCUCAUACUGACAAUAUGUCAUAUUGUUAUAUUCAGUGAAAUAAAA